ACCAUAGAGUCCGGAAGCGCGGCCAGAGCGGCUCCCGGGGGCCGCGCGCUCCGGCCCGGGACAGCGAGGGCCGCGCCCGGGCGGGCGGGCGGGAUGGCCGCGGCGCUGGCCCUGAGGGUGGUCACCGGGCUGGCGGCCGCGGCGCUGGCGGCCGUGCUCUUGGAGCACUACGGCCUGGCCGGCCCGCCCUCGCCGCUGCCCCAGCCCCGCGCCCCCAGAAGCCCGCACCCCGCCCCGGGCCCUGAAGCCGGCAACCUCUUCUGGGGUCUGCAGAUAUCCGACAUUCACCUGAGCAGGUAUCACGAUCCAGGCAGAGCUGUAGACUUAGAGAAAUUCUGCUCUGAAACUAUUGACAUCAUUCAACCAGCCCUCGUCCUAGCCACAGGAGACCUGACAGAUGCCAAAACAAAGGAACAAUUGGGAUCCACACAGCAAGAGGUAGAAUGGCAAACUUACCAACAUAUUCUGAAGAAGACAAGGGUCAUGGAAAAAACCAAGUGGCUCGAUAUCAAAGGAAAUCAUGAUGCAUUCAACAUUCCAAGUCUGGACAGUGUCGAGAAUUAUUACAGGAAAUAUUCUGCUGUACGUAGGGAUGGCUCUUUCCAUUAUGUCCAUAGUACUACCUUUGGCAACUAUUCUUUCAUCUCUGUGGAUGCCACCUUAAAUCCAGGCCCUAAGAGACCCUAUAAUUUCUUUGGAAUUUUAGAUGAGAAACAAAUGGAGGAACUUUUAUUACUAGCCAAGGAAAGUAGUCAGAGCAACCACAGUAUUUGGUUUGGACACUAUACAACAUCUACUAUCCUUUCUCCAGCACCAGGAAUUCGGUCAAUAAUGAGUUCAGCGACAGCUUAUUUUUGUGGGCACCUCCAUACACUUGGUGGACUGAUGCCUGUGUUGCACACUCGUCAUGCCCAGGGCACUUUGGAACUUGAGGUGGGAGACUGGAAGGACAACAGAAGGUACCGGAUCUUUGCUUUUGACCAUGACCUCUUCAGCUUUGCAGAUUGGACUUUUGAUGAGUGGCCUGUGGUUCUCAUCACCAAUCCUAAGUCACUCCUCUAUAGUUGUGCUAAACAUGAACCACUAGAAAGACUCCUUCAUUCAACACACAUCAGGGUUUUGGCUUUUUCCCUAUCCUCCAUUGCUUCUGUCACAGUUAAGAUUGAUGGAGUUCAAUUAGGGCAGGCUGUUCAUUUGUCUGGGCCUAUUUUCAUACUCAAGUGGAAUCCAAGAAGCUACAGUAAUGGUACACACAACAUAGAAGUAAUUGUCCAGGAUUCUGCAGGAAGAAGUAAAAGUGUUCACCACAUAUUUUCUAUUCAAGAAGAUAUUCAUCUCAGAUUUGAUCCCCUGGCAUCAUUUAUUCUCCUUACCGAUCACUGCAUCGUGGCUCGGGUUCUUUUUGUGAUGAUUGUGCUGAUUCAACUCACCAUUCUCAUUAUUUUUAGGCAUCGAGGAUUUACAGAACAUAAAGGACCUCCAGGAUUUAUAGUUUUGACAUCAUUUUCCCUUCAUGUCUUGAGCAAAAUAAACAUCUUCUACUAUUCUGUGUUGUUGCUGACCUUAUACACAGUCCUGGGACCGUGGUUUGUUGGCGAAAUCACUACAGGCAAAUUCGGUUGCUGCUUUUCCUUUGGAAUCUUUGUCAGUGGGCGUUUCCUACAAGGCAGCCUAACAUAUGUAGUUGGAAUUCUCCAGCUGGUGUUUUUUAACAUCCCCUUGAUGGCUUACUUGUGUUGGAGCUUGCUGCAGCGGUGCUUUGGCCACAACUUCACGUCUCAUCUCCGCCAAGGGACAUACUUGAAAAUUAUACCUGUUCACCUGUUUAUGCUACUGAUGUACAUCUGGCAGAUUUAUUCCUGCUACUUUCUUCAUAAGACAUAUGGCACUAUAGCUCUUUUAUUCUCUCCUUUGCGGACCUGGUUGACACUGUUGACACCUGUUCUCAUUCGUUCUGUGUGGACACUGAACUCCACCAAGCUUGGAACCUUCGUAGGGCAGUUAAAAAGUCACCUGAGUUCCUGAAGGCCCUGUCUCACCAUAUGCAUCUGCAGCCCUGGCCUCUGCCCCAGCAGCAGGUGGAAGGCCAAUAUUAGUGGGUGACCUUCUGGGAUCAACCACUCCUUGAACUCCCUGCAGUUGGGUGAAUUAAUCCACUACUGAUUCCUGCAGAAUGGACUGCAGAAAAAUCUCAAAAUAAUGCCAUGAUUCCUUCCUUCCCCAGGAAGGCAAAGGGUUGAUUUACUUUGUGAAGAGAAAGCCUUAAUCUGGGACAUCCUCAGGACAAGGGCUAGGUAUAUGUAUGGGCAUAUCUAAGGCCUAGUGUGUUUUUAGGGUUACCUCAUGUAAAAUACCUAACACUGUGUCUGGAACUGGACAACCGUCAAGGGGCAAGUGCAAACUUGAACCCAGCCCUGACUAUCCUUGUUAUAUUAGCUCCAAGUUCUCUUUUCCUGAAGGAUUAUGGGCUCUGCUUCCUAGUCGGGGGUGUUUUCAACUAAUCGAAUAAAUGAAUGAUGAAUGAGAAA
Messenger RNA from Talpa occidentalis (Iberian mole), 2528 nucleotides. RefSeq names its product transmembrane protein 62 (gene TMEM62). Gene Ontology annotation, molecular function: hydrolase activity. The transcript has 14 exons. NCBI's taxonomy places the organism in Eukaryota, Metazoa, Chordata, Mammalia, Eulipotyphla, Talpidae. The record is from RefSeq and is a predicted model, not a curated record. Bases 94 to 2025 code for a protein of 643 amino acids.